GGCGGCCCUGCCCAAGCUCCCUCCCGCCUCCCGGCAGCUGGCCCGCGGGGCCCUGGCCUUCAGGUUUCCCCUGGGAUCCCGGGACGGGCAGGCGGGGGAUCUGUGCGGCCGCGGCAAGGUGAUUUGGCACAAAAGUAUUCUUUCAAGGAUGGCAGAAGCAGUUUUGAUUGAUCUUUUCGAUUUGAAAUUGAACUCUCAAAAAAACUGCCAUCAGACAUUACUGAAGACUUUGAAUGCUGUCCAGUACCACCACGCCACCAAGGCCAAGUUUCUUUGUAUAAUGUGUUGCAGUAACAUCAGCUAUGAAAGGGAUGGAGAACAAGAUAAUUGUGAAUUAGAAACAGGCAAUGGAUUAUCAGCUCUCUUGAAAGAAUUUGAGAUUGUUAGCUGUCCCAGCAUGGCUGCCUGUUUGUAUACCAUUAAACAGAAAGUUGAUGAAAGAAAUCUGAGCAGCAUUAAGGUAAUUGUACCCAGGCACAGGAAGGCACUAAUGAAAGCUUUUAUUGAUCAACUCUUCACUGAUGUUUACAAUUUCGAAUUUGAAGAUUUGCAAGUGACUUUGAGGGGAGGCCUUUUUAAACAGUCCAUUGAAAUAAACAUAAUCACAGCUCAAGAACUAAGAGAAAUUCAGAAUGAAAUAGAAACAUUUUUGAGAAGUCUGCCAGCACUGAGAGGAGAAUUAACUAUUAUCACUUCUCCUUUGAUCCCAGAUAUUUUCGUACAUGGAUUUACUACAAGAACAGGUGGGAUAUCUUAUAUCCCAACUCUUAGCUCAUUCAAUCUCUUCAGUAGUUCCAAACGGAGAGAUCCCAAGGCAGUGGUUCAAGAAAAUCUGCGUAGGUUGGCGAAUGCUGCAGGAUUUAAUGUGGAGAAAUUUUACCGAAUAAAGACUCAUCAUUCCAAUGACAUCUGGAUUAUGGGAAGAAAGGAGCCUGAUUCUUAUGAUGGAAUAACCACAAAUCAGAGAGGAGUCACAAUAGCAGCUCUUGGUGCUGACUGUAUACCAAUAGUUUUUGCAGAUCCAGUCAAAAAAGCAUGUGGGGUUGCUCAUGCUGGUUGGAAAGGUACUUUGUUGGGUGUUGCUAUGGCUACAGUGAAUGCUAUGAUAGCAGAAUAUGGCUGCAGUUUGGAAGACAUUGUUGUUGUACUUGGACCUUCAGUAGGACCUUGCUGUUUUACUCUUCCAAGAGAAUCAGCAGAGGCAUUUCAUAAUCUUCAUCCUGCAUGUGUACAACUAUUUGAUUCACCAAAUCCCUAUAUUGACAUCCGUAAAGCCACAAGGAUUCUUCUAGAACGGGGAGGAAUUCUUCCACGGAAUAUUCAGGACCAGAACCAAGAUCUCAACCUCUGUACAUCUUGCCAUCCUGACAAGUUUUUCUCCCAUGUCCGAGAUGGCCUUAAUUUUGGUACACAAAUUGGCUUCAUAUCAAUUAGAGAAUAAGAUACUUGACUGGAUUUUUGUAUAACUGUUUCCUGCCUCCUUCCAAACUGACUGCAAGAGAGAAAUUUAGCUGUUUGAUCUACUUAAAACCAAAUGGAUUACAAUGGAUAAUUCAUCUUUAGGGUAUAUUUUUACUAUUAUUCAAAGUCAAAUGAUUUUCAUUUAAUUAUAAUAAUAACUGACAAAAAUCAGUAUGUUGUAGCUAAUAUGUUUUAUGCAUGAGAAUUAUUCUUAAAGUUUGUUCUUCCUGUUUAUUACACAAAUCAGGAAUAGAUUUGUUCAGUUCAGUAUUUAUUGAAUACCCUCUAUUGGUCAGGCAUUGUGUUAAGCAUAGGUGAACAGAAAUGAACACGACUUUUUUCCUUUGAGUGUAAUACAAUGAAGGAGAUAAACACUUCUGCCACUUAAUUUUAAUAGAGUAGAAGAGAACAUAAGGAAUAGAGGUUAAUUUUACCCAGAAGGCAGAGUAGAGAAAAUAUUUCAAGAGAAAAUCACAUAUCACAUGGGCUCAAAAGAUGUAGAGGUUUUUGACAAAUGAAGAACAGCCAUAACAGGUAGAGGGAACACCAUGAACCAGGGCAUGAAACUGAAAGUGCAUAACAUAUUCUAGAGAGAAAAGGGUGUGGGCAGCAGUUAGGGCUGGAAAAACAGGUUGGAAACAGAUAAGUAAGGGUCUCAACUGCAGUGUCAAAGAGCUUGCAGUUUAUUUUCCAGGCAAUGAGUAGGCAGCCAAAAAAAAAAAAAGUAAGGAUUUUUUUUCUCCCUCCCCCAUGGCAUCAUAUUUAAGAGGACGAAUUUAAAUUGUGUGAGACCAAAGCAUAGAGACUAGAUAAGGGGUGGUCAAAAUAUUUCAAAAAGAAAUAAUGAAGAUCCAAUGAAGGAAGUGGAAAUUAAAAUAGAGAAGAGAGUAGAUGGAUUAGAGAGACAUUUAAGAGAUGGAAUCAAUAGAUCCUGUUACUAGAUAAUGGAAGUAAGAGGUGAGGAAGAGUGGAAAAGUCAUUAAUGACUCUUAAGAUUUCUGCUUGGCUGUUUACCAAGAUUGGCAGCAAAGAGAGGGAGAAGGUUUGGGAAAAGAGAGGAGGAUAAUGAGUUUGACUUUACAUAGAAUGAAGGACAUCCAGAUAGAAAUCUUUGGUUAAUAAUUAGAAAUAUAGACCUAGAAAUUAGGAGGAAACCUGAGACAGAGACAGAGAUUUCAAGGUUUACAGUACAGAGAUGAUGCUUGAUUCUGUUGGAGCAAGUUGGAUCAUCUAGGCAGAAAUUAGGAUGAGAAAAAGGAAGUCCAAGAAUAUAACCUUACAAAACACCUGCAUUUCAAGAAUAAGAAGCUGAAGGAGUAAAAAAAAUUAGUCACAGAAGUAAGAAAAAAUAGAGUAGUUGUUUUGAAGAAGCCAGGAUAGGUGUGGAAAGUACUCAAAAAGAAAUCUUCAGGGAUAAAAUAAAGAGAUAAUUAAAAAGAAAUCAGUGGAUUAAGCACAUUGAAACUGUUCUAUAGGCAGUGGUCAUCGAGUCAGCUUUCAGUGCAUUAGGAAGAAGAUGCAUAGGUGUCAACUCUUCUUUGACAGCAUUUACUAGAGAAGAGAAAAAGCUGGGGAACUACAUCUUGAGGGAAAGGACUUUUUUUGGAUGAGUGGUUUUGAGUAUGUUUGUCAGUUAAAGAGAGAACUUAAGUUAGUUUUCAUUUGGGAGAAAUUGUAUAUAUAUUUAAUGUAAGUUAUCACAUUGCAUCUUAAAAAUUUUCUUAUUUAAUACAUGUAUUUCCUACAUGUAUGUGUGGUGGCAUGACAGCAAAUAACAUUUGUUUGGUAUUUCCAAAGGACUUUCAUGUACAUUACCUCAUUUUACCUUUACAGCUACUCUGAAAUACACAGGCAUUAUCCCUUUUAUUCAGCUGAGAAAACUGUGCUUCACUGAGGUGAAAGUCAAAAAUCACAUAAUUUGUGAUGAAGUCAGAUUUGAGCAUACGUUUUGUGACUCCAAUUUUCCUCUCAGAUUUUAAAAUUAAUUAAAGGGAUCUCAAUUAUAUUUUUAUUUUUAACUUUUUGUUAACAUAAUUUAUUCAGUGAAAAUUUUGUUGAGGUACUGGGACAGGUUAAAAAACUACAGUUGUAACCCUCAGGAUAUUUAAUAUCCAGUGAAAAGUGACAAUCAGUAAACCAGCAAUUUCAAUACUUUGAUAUAUGUUGUGAGGUUGUGACAACUGAUUCUUGUUUAGUUUAAUUCUGUAUCUCCCUUAGCCCAGUGUUAAAUUUAAAUAAAAUACCUCAUUUUUUCCAAUUCAGGGAAGGCACUAAACAUAAAGCAUAGGAUAAAAAUGUUGAACUCAUCCAAAAUAUUAUUUUGUUUAAUGAAAAUGAUAAAGAUUAAGGAAUACUUACAUGUAUUGAGAAAGGUUAAUAAUUUUCUAGUUCUUCACUGUGCAUUAUUUUGUUUGAGGUUGGUAAAUUUGGAGUAUCCUGCAGACACAUACUGCUUUAUGUACUACAACAUUCUACAACCAAAUGAAAAUUAUUUUGAUUAUCUGA
Chlorocebus sabaeus (green monkey) is the source of this 3966-nucleotide messenger RNA. It is a transcript of the gene LACC1, whose product is annotated as laccase domain containing 1. Gene Ontology annotation, molecular function: copper ion binding. NCBI's taxonomy places the organism in Eukaryota, Metazoa, Chordata, Mammalia, Primates, Cercopithecidae. The record is from RefSeq and is a predicted model, not a curated record.